AUGGGCAGAGUAUUCAUGGGUGAUAUGCGCGUACUAACCUUAAAAGGCAAUAAUGGCGGCAAAUUUGGCUAUGACAGGCGCAGAACAAACCCGACAAGUGCGAGUGCGAUCAAAGGUCUGUCCAUGGUAAGAGUCUACAUUUCCUGA
This is a messenger RNA of Blastomyces gilchristii SLH14081, 147 nucleotides long. RefSeq lists its product as uncharacterized. The record is from RefSeq and is a predicted model, not a curated record. The transcript has a single exon. Bases 1 to 147 code for a protein of 48 amino acids. NCBI's taxonomy places the organism in Eukaryota, Fungi, Ascomycota, Eurotiomycetes, Onygenales, Ajellomycetaceae.